This is a messenger RNA of Grus americana (Whooping crane), 2450 nucleotides long. RefSeq names its product protein phosphatase, Mg2+/Mn2+ dependent 1L (gene PPM1L). Gene Ontology annotation, biological process: positive regulation of canonical NF-kappaB signal transduction; protein dephosphorylation; negative regulation of canonical NF-kappaB signal transduction. The record is from RefSeq and is a predicted model, not a curated record. Lineage: Eukaryota; Metazoa; Chordata; Aves; Gruiformes; Gruidae. The transcript has 4 exons. Gene Ontology annotation, cellular component: nucleus; cytosol. Bases 1 to 1083 code for a protein of 360 amino acids. Gene Ontology annotation, molecular function: protein serine/threonine phosphatase activity; cation binding.
AUGAUAGAGGAUACAAUGACUUUGCUGUCUCUGCUGGGUCGGAUCAUGCGUUACUUCUUGCUUAGACCGGAGACCCUGUUCUUGCUGUGCAUCAGCCUGGCCCUGUGGAGUUAUUUCUUCCACACGGAUGAGGUGAAAACCAUUGUUAAGUCCAGCAGGGAUGCGGUGAAGAUGGUGAAGGGCAAGGUGGCCGAGAUCAUGCAGAAUGACAGGCUCGGGGGGCUAGACGUGCUGGACGCAGAGUUCUCCAAGACCUGGGAGUUCAAGAGCCACAACGUGGCUGUCUACUCUAUCCAAGGCCGGAGGGAUCACAUGGAGGACAGGUUCGAAGUAAUCACUGACCUGGUGAACAAGACUCACCCCUCCAUCUUCGGGAUAUUUGAUGGGCACGGAGGAGAGUCGGCAGCAGAAUAUGUGAAGUCCCGCCUGCCUGAAGUCCUGAAACAACAUCUUCAAGACUAUGAGAAGGACAAGGAGAACAGUGUGCUGUCUUACCAAACCAUCCUGGAACAGCAGAUUUUAUCAAUUGAUCGAGAAAUGCUGGAAAAAUUGACUGUAUCCUAUGAUGAAGCAGGUACAACUUGUUUGAUCGCACUGUUGUCAGAUAAAGAACUCACAGUGGCCAACGUUGGUGAUUCGCGAGGAGUCCUGUGUGACAAGGAUGGGAAUGCUAUCCCCUUGUCACACGAUCACAAGCCCUACCAGCUGAAAGAGAGGAAGAGGAUUAAAAGAGCUGGUGGUUUUAUCAGCUUUAACGGCUCCUGGCGUGUGCAGGGGAUCCUGGCCAUGUCCCGCUCGUUAGGAGAUUACCCUCUGAAGAACCUGAAUGUUGUCAUUCCUGACCCCGAUAUUCUUACCUUUGACCUGGACAAACUGCAGCCAGAGUUCAUGAUCUUGGCGUCGGAUGGUCUGUGGGAUGCCUUCAGCAACGAGGAAGCUGUCCGAUUCAUCAAGGAACGCUUGGAUGAACCGCACUUCGGUGCAAAGAGUAUAGUUCUACAGUCCUUUUACAGAGGAUGCCCUGAUAAUAUAACAGUGAUGGUGGUGAAGUUCAGGAAUAGCAGCAAAACAGAAGAACAGUAAUUAUUGUGGUUCUCUGCCUCACUCUGAACUUACUACAAACUCUUACAUUUUAAACAUAGUAGAAAGUAAAUACCGUUAAGAUUCUACACAAAAGGAACAGAUCCCUCUGGUCUUUGUUCUUUGCUUAACAAAAGGAGCAAUACAACAAAUACAUUCUGAGCGAUUAUAAGAAUUAAGUUUGUUCCCAUGUACCUGUCUCCUGUGACCUUGCUGCUCCUUAGAAACUAACUGUAAUCUUCCAUUUCAGAAUUUCCUUUACAAAUCCUGUGUAGAUUUUUCAUUUGAUUCCAUACCUCUCAUUGCUAACAGUCAAAGGUUUGAUCAGAGGCACAGCAGGGUCAGGGCAGUGCUGCUGCUUAAUAGCAAGCGAUAGGAACGAUGCUGCUUUUCACUCGUAGGUGUGACUUCAGAACGAUGCUGUCAUGUUUCUCAUCUCUUUUCAUUUUUAAUCUGCAGGGAUAAGGUUGUAUGAGAAAAGGUUUGCAAUUAUUAGCCUGCUAUUGAUAGGAAGGAGGAAGAGGAGCCAACUAUUAGCCUGCUACCACACAACUGACUCUCAUUUUGUUCAACCUCCCCCCUUAAAGAAAUCCCUGCUAAGCAUGUGAUUAGGUAUGGUUACCGAAUUACCUGCAGCCACGUUUAUUCAGUCUGUGCAUUACUCUAAUACCAUUUCUUCUAUGCCAUAUUGUAUUUAACCAACUAACGUUAAACUCCAGCAAAAUACUCUGAGGUCUGACACCUAUAUCAAAAAAUAGCUCUGUGGUGGUAGAAGAAAGUCUGUCAUUCACCAAGAUUCACCCAUACGUUAGUUUUUUGGCAUGGACUUUUCAUAGGCAUGUGAAGAAAGCAAUGCAAGAUAAAAUUAAUUUCGUUAGUGACUGUUUGGAAAACUAAUCAAAAGAGGGCAUUCCUUAGAGCUACCUAGAUGCAAGUCGAUCCUCUUAAAGACUUCCUUGUACCACUGCAGAUUAACUUGUGGUGUUAACCCAGGGGAAGACCACUUGAGAACCAUUUUUUGGUAUAAUGUAUAAAUGCCAGGCAGUGUCAUUGCACUGUAGAGAUGGCAGCUUGUGUUAAAUCUAGAUAAAAAUAUGUUUAGAUCUAACUUUCAGUAUUUAAUGUAUUUUGGAAUCUGUGUGACAGGACAAUGCCUGUUAGAGGAACAGCGCCAGGGCUGGAGUUGGAGGUUGGUGUUCUGGACGGCUUGCUUACUCGUAUCGUGUCUUAUAACAACCCUUGGGAUUCCCUCCCCACAAAAGGUGGUCCUGGGCGAUCUGCUGAAGUCUCUUGUCUUCAGGGUGAUGGAGGUUGUCAGUAUUUGGGUCCUGAGGUGAAUCAGGGAUGUAAUACAUUAAUGUUGUCUGGUU